Chironomus riparius is the source of this 3534-nucleotide messenger RNA. The record is from the annotation of a GenBank genome assembly. Lineage: Eukaryota; Metazoa; Arthropoda; Insecta; Diptera; Chironomidae.
CAAAAAGUUGCUUCCGAUCGUUCCAUUUCAGUCACACUUGUCUCAUGAUUAAGUGAAACAUGAGGAGAAUUUUUAUUAUUUUUUUUGUCGCUUUUUUUGGACCGACCAUAAAUGGACAGUCCACAAAUCCAUUUACUCCGUACUGUGAUCAACUCACAGCACUUUUGCCGCAAAUUCAGUCAUCGACAGUGAAUGUUACAUGCACAACUCCACUGAUCCAAGACACUCAAAUUGCCUUACAUUACUGCACAACUUUUAUGACAAGCUCAUUAAGUCCAACAUCAACUGCGACUUUCCUAGCAACAAUUUCUGGACUAACUGCACAGAUUCAAGGCUUGUUUGCUGCUUGCAAUAAUAUUAGUGAAAGUGCAACAACAACAACCACAACAACUUCAACAACAUUACCACCUGACCAGAGAUUGACUUUGUUGCCUCAAUUUGAAUUCAUCAUCAGCAACUUGACAUCUUUGUUCAAUGUGUCAUCAGCAUCGUCAGCUAGCAGCUGCUGUUUACAGCCAAUUAAGAAUGACAUUGACUUUUUGGUCAGUUGGACACAAACUCUCAAGUCUGGCAUCUUAUCUCAAAGUUAUGGACUAGAAAUGUCCUACAUUCAGAGUCUUUACAGCAACAUUCAACAACUUUAUUCAAACUUCACAGAUUGUCAAACAGUCGGAAAUUGUUGUAAUUUAACAACCGUCUUAGCAACAACAACAACGAUUGCUACAACAACUGUCACAUCGACAACAACAUCUACAACAACCACAACAACCAAAGAUCCACGCUUAGCUUUAAUAACACCAUUACAGGAGCUUCUUGCACAAUUGAAUGCCUUACUACAGUCAGUUCAGACUUACAAUGGAACACAGACAGGAUGUCCAUCAUUCGUAGCUAAUUUCUCAAAUUUGAUCGGUUUAGUUCAAACUUUAAUUAACGACAUGAUGACAAUUGACUUUGGCACAUGCUCAGCUACAUUGAGUAGCCUACAAUCACAGGUAGCACAAGAGGCUGCAAACUGGGCAUUGUAUUGCACAAAUGACGUCACAACAACAACUUCUACAACAACUACAACUACAACAACAACCAUUGAUCCACGCAUAGCUUUGGUUAAUUUAGCUCAACAACUUCUUGCCAAUAUCAAUGCAUUAUUGCAGAGCAUGCAAAGUUAUAAUGGAUCUCAAGCUGGAGUUCCUUUAUUUGUCAGUAAUGCAUCAUCAGCAGCUACUCAGGCACAAGAUUUGAUUACAAACAUGUUCACAAUUGAGUUUUCGAUUUGUUCUGGAACUUUGACAAACUUGCAAAAUUUCUUUAGUCAACUUGCUGCUGCAUGGGCUUCUUAUUGCAUUAAUGAUGUUCCUACAACAUUGGCACCAACUACUUUGGCUCCAACAACUGAAGCUCCAACAACUGUAGCACCAACAACUUUAGCACCAACAACUGAAGCUCCAACAACAAUCGAUCCUCGUUUAGCUUUAGGACCUUUAGCAGAUCAACUUCUUGCCAAUUUAAAUGCAUUGAUAUUGAGCAUGCAAAGUUAUUCUGGAUCACAAGUUGGUGUUCCUUCAUUUGUUGGCAAUGCAACAUCUGCAGUUGCUCAGCUACAAAGCUUGAUCGCUAAUAUGUUCACAGUUGACUUUUCAAUUGGAUCUGCAAACCUGGCAAGUCUAGAAAGUUUCUUAAGUCAGCUGGCUGAAGCGUGGGCUUCUUACUGUGCCAAUGAUGUGCCUACAACUGUGGUUUCUACAACUGAAGUUCCUACGACCGAGAUUCCAACAACUUUAGCGCCAACAACCGAAGUCACAACAACUUUAGCACCAACAACCGAAGUCCCAACAACUUUAGCGCCAACAACCGAAGUCCCAACAACCGAGAUUCCAACAACAAUUGAUCCACGUCUAGCCUUAACAACUCCAUUGCAGCAGCUUCUUACCCAACUGAAUGCCUUACUACAGUCAGUUCAGACUUACAAUGGAACACAGACAGGAUGUCCACCAUUCGUAGCAAAUUUCACAAAUUUAAUCGGUUUAGUUCAAGCUUUAAUUAAUGACAUGAUGACAAUUGAUUUUGCAACAUGCUCAGCAACAUUAAGUAACUUACAAUCUCAAGCAACGCAAGAAGCUGCAAAUUGGGCAUCAUAUUGUGCAAAUGAUGUACCUACAACAGUGGUUCCGACCACUGAAGUUCCUACAACUUUAGCACCAACAACGGAAGCUCCAACAACUUUAGCACCAACAACGGAAGCUCCUACAACAUUAGCACCAACAACUGAAGCUCCAACAACUUUAGCACCAACAACUGAAGCUCCUACAACUUUAGCACCAACAACUGAAGCUCCAACAACUGAAGCUCCUACAACUUUAGCACCAACAACAUUAGCACCAACAACUGAAGCUCCAACAACUUUAGCUCCUACAACAUUAGCACCAACAACUGAAGCUCCAACAACUUUAGCACCAACAACUGAAGCUCCUACAACUUUAGCUCCAACAACUGAAGCUUCUACAACAUUAGCACCAACAACUGAAGCUCCAACAACUUUAGCACCAACAACUGAAGCUCCUACAACUUUAGCACCAACAACUGAAGCUCCUACAACUUUAGCACCAACAACUGAAGCUCCUACAACUUUAGCUCCAACAACUGAAGCUUCUACAACAUUAGCACCAACAACUGAAGCUCCUACAACUUUAGCACCAACAACUGAAGCUCCUACAACUUUAGCUCCAACAACUGAAGCUCCAACAACUUUAGCACCAACAACUGAAGCUCCUACAACUUUAGCACCAACAACUGAAGCUCCUACAACUUUAGCUCCAACAACUGAAGCUUCUACAACAUUAGCACCAACAACUGAAGCUCCUACAACUUUAGCACCAACAACUGAAGCUCCUACAACUUUAGCUCCAACAACUGAAGCUCCAACAACUUUAGCACCAACAACUGAAGCUCCUACAACUUUAGCAUCAACAACUGAAGCUCCUACAACCUUAGCAUCUACCACAACCUUAGCAUCUACCACAACAACCGUAGCAUCUACCACAACAACAACGGUUGCAACAACAACUACCCUUCCACCGCUUAAUACAGGAAUUUGUAACAAGCAGUACUCAUUUUUAGGUAUGGCAGUAACAGCCUGCAUAGUCAAUGGAGCAUUCACAUUCCAACAAGCUUAUAAUAAAUGCCAUCAAAAUGGAAUGAUUCAGCUAGCUAUGGUCAAUGGAAAGCAAUGGACAGCAUUUAAUGCUUUUGCUCUUAUUGCUGCUCAAGUAGACACAAACUUCUGGCUGAAUGGACUUCAUGAUGGAACUGCAUGGUAUGCUUACUAUCCAGAACCAGUUGCAGUGUAUUCUGGAAUAGCAUCGAUGAUUACAGGAACUCCAUCGCCUGGAGCAAAUUGUUUAAGACUUUAUAAGCCUGGACCUUUGAAGGCAUGGACAUUUAUGGCUAAUAGCUGUGCAGCAACUAUGUCUGCCUUGUGUCAAUUCAAUAACUAAUGUUGAUUGAUUAUUUUUUAAAAUUUAUUGUCAUUUUUGGAAU